CCUCCACAUAAUGCUGCUGUGUGAUUACUCGGUCUUGUGACUCUACUGUCCACGACUAACAUGAGCACUACUCUGAAGUUUACAUUAUUAUUGCUGGCCCUUGCCUUGUCCCAGGGGCUGCAGCACAACUACAUCGAUGAAGUCGACGAAGAGGCCGAGACUGAACGCGCCAAUGAGGCCUCAAAAUACGGCUCUCUGUGGCCUCUGCCGCAGAAAGUGCAAAUCUCCGAUGUUUCAUUCAAGUUAACCAGUAUCAGCUUCAAAAUAGUUGACGCCAAAGAGUCAUCCGCCGGGCCGAGUUGCAGCCUCCUGCAGGAUGCGUACAGAAGGUAUUACGAGUACAUAUUUGGCAGUUUUAAAAGGCAGGAGCUGAGCAAAGGCAGGCGAGCAGGUCCCUCUGAGCUGACAGAGCUGCAGGUAUGGAUCACAUCAUCUGACUCUGAAUGUGACGGAUACCCCACUGUGGCUUCUGACGAGUCAUAUGAACUGUCAGUGGAUCAGCCAUAUGCUGUCCUGAAAGCACCAAAGGUCUGGGGAGCCCUGCAUGGUCUGGAAACUUUCAGCCAGUUGGUGUAUGAAGAUGAAUAUGGAGCUAAAAGCAUCAAUUCAACAACAGUCAGUGACUUCCCCAGAUUUGCACAUAGGGGCAUCUUACUGGACAGCUCUCGGCACUUCCUGCCCAUCAAAGUCAUCUUGGCUAAUCUGGAAACAAUGGCGAUGAACAAAUUCAAUGUUUUCCACUGGCACAUUGUGGAUGAUCAGUCCUUCCCGUACCUGAGCCGAACGUUCCCACAGCUGAGCCAGCAGGGCGCUUACCACCCAUACACACACGUCUAUACACCUGCUGACGUGAAGAUGGUGAUCGAGUUUGGCCGUCUGCGAGGCAUUCGUGUUGUCCCGGAGUUUGACACUCCAGGACACACACAGUCUUGGGGCAAAGGCCAGCCAGAUCUGCUCACACCCUGUUACUCUGGCUCCAAACCCUCUGGCUCCUUCGGACCUGUGAACCCCAUCCUAAACACCACCUAUGACUUCAUGAGCCAGUUCUUCGAGGAGAUCAGCACCGUGUUCCCUGAUGCCUACGUUCACCUGGGAGGUGAUGAGGUGGACUUCACCUGCUGGAAGUCCAACCCUGACAUUCAGAAGUUCAUGGAGCAGCAAGGCUUUGGACAAGACUACAGCAAACUAGAAUCAUUCUAUAUUCAAAAACUUCUAGAUAUCGUCACCACUACCAAGAAGGGCUACGUGAUCUGGCAGGAGGUCUUUGACAAUGGUGUUAAGCUGAAACCAGACACACUUAUCCACGUUUGGAAAGGAAACCAGGAGCAAUACCAGAAUGAGAUGGCAAAAGUUACAUCCUCAGGGUACCAGACCCUGCUGUCCACUCCCUGGUACCUGAACCGUAUCUCCUACGGCCAGGACUGGCGGGGCCAUUACAAGGCCGACCCACAGGAUUUUGAGGGAACUGAGGAACAAAAGAAGCUUGUGAUUGGUGGAGAAGCCUGUUUGUGGGGGGAGUAUGUGGAUGCCACCAACCUGACACCCAGACUCUGGCCUCGCGCCAGUGCUGUGGCAGAGCGACUGUGGAGUGCCAAGGAUGUGACAGACAUCAACGAUGCCUUCAACAGGCUGUCUGUACACCGCUGUCGUAUGGUGGAGCGUGGCAUCCCAGCUGAGCCGCUGUUUUCCAGCUACUGUCCCCGUGAGUACAAAGGUAUCUGAAAUCAACGGAAAGGCUGGCCUUGGGAACAGAAAAAGGGAAACGAAUCCACACACAAUCACCUCCAUGCUUGUAUUUUAAACUAAGAAAUCAAAUGCUAAACUGCCUUUGUAGAGUUGUCACUGUACCGAUGCUCAGACACAUCAUCCUUUUUAAAUCUUCUUACAGAACUCUUGAUCACAUCUAAUGUCAUAAACAUCUGGAAUUUAUGAAUGCACUCUGUUUUUUAUCAAUGUUUGUAAAAAAUGAUUGUGAAUAAAAUGUUGACAUUUUA
This is a messenger RNA of Epinephelus moara (kelp grouper), 1994 nucleotides long. RefSeq names its product hexosaminidase B (beta polypeptide) (gene hexb). Gene Ontology annotation, molecular function: beta-N-acetylhexosaminidase activity. The transcript has 14 exons. Gene Ontology annotation, biological process: ganglioside catabolic process; carbohydrate metabolic process; glycosaminoglycan metabolic process. The coding region runs from base 61 to 1722 and encodes 553 amino acids. Gene Ontology annotation, cellular component: membrane. The record is from RefSeq and is a predicted model, not a curated record. Lineage: Eukaryota; Metazoa; Chordata; Actinopteri; Perciformes; Serranidae.